This is a messenger RNA of Dibothriocephalus latus, 858 nucleotides long. NCBI's taxonomy places the organism in Eukaryota, Metazoa, Platyhelminthes, Cestoda, Diphyllobothriidea, Diphyllobothriidae. The record is from the annotation of a GenBank genome assembly.
AUGAUCGGGGCCCUUUUUAUUUACAAUCACAAAGGAGAGGUCCUAAUUCAACGUAUUUUCCGUGAUGAAAUCCCAAGGACAGCUGUUGAUAUAUUUAGGGUACAUGUUAUACAUUCCAGACAUCAGGUGCGCUCACCCAUAAUAAAUAUCGCGCGAACCAGUUUCUUCCACGUUAAGCGUGGCAACAUCUGGCUUUGCGCUGUAAGCCGGCGAAACCUUAACGCGGCUGCAGUUUUCGAGCUGUUACACGCCAUACUAAACGUUUUCCAACAACACCUUGGCCGAGUAACUGAAGAAAACAUCAAGAAUAAUUUCGUCCUCAUUUACGAACUUUUGGAUGAUUAUGGCUAUGCACAGAACACUGAUACAGGUGUUCUACGCAACCUUAUCACCCAGGCAGCUAUCCGCUCUGCAACGAAGGAAGAGACUACUCAGAUCACUAACCAAGUCACUGGUCAGAUAAGCUGGCGCCGUGAAGGAAUAAAGUAUCGUCGUAAUGAGCUAUUUUUGGAUAUUACAGAGUCCGUAAAUUUGCUCAUGUCACCUCAGGGACAGAUCCUGUCUGCUCACGUUGUUGGAAAGGUGGUAAUGAAGUGCUACCUCAGUGGGAUGCCCGAUUGCAAAUUCGGCUUCAAUGAUAAGAUCAGUUUGGACAACCGACCCAAACCAGUGUCUACUACGGGAGACGACUUAUCACCCGAAACUAACGGUGGCGUGGCGAUUGAUGACUGUCAAUUCCAUCAGUGUGUGAAACUGAACAAGUACAGCACCGAUCAGGCAAUUUCCUUCGUUCCACCCGAUGGAGAGUUUGUCUUGAUGCGUUAUCGCAAAACUCGCGUGAGUCAUUCGUGCCUCUAA